AAUAUAUUUUUACGUCUAAAGUGAGCAUUGUUGCCUGAAACCCAAGUCAUUGCCUUAGAGACACAUAGUAAUAAAGGGAAUAGUAAUGACAGAAGUGAAUCUGUUUGGAAACAAGUUAAUGGUGCCUUUUCGUUCAUCAGCUCCUUCUGUCUUUGUCGCUUCAGGAUUUCAUUAGUAAUUGAAGAAUAUUUUGUGGUAAACCCAAGUCAGAUCCUUAUGUAUACCUGCCUUUUACGGUUCACACUUGAGUUUUAUUGCUGUUGGAUGUACAGUGCUGGAUCGAAGAACGUCUGAAGAUUUAUUUGGCAAGGAUUACUUGAUACUUGACGUGUCCACAACUCUCUCCAAAGUAAUUUAUCGGGAUCCACACACCGAUAAACUUCAUUGACUCGAUUCCUGGGAUACUACGGCCCCCACGUAAGCGUUUCCGAUGGUGAUCACUUCGUCAGUUGAGGAGAAGCCGCAGCCUUCUAACAGAAUGGUCGCAAACUUGCCGACUGAAUCCUGGAUUGGCAACCCAGAUCAGAGUCGCUACAUACCCCAGUCACACCUGCUACGGAAGCCGACAAGAAGUGGAAGCAGCUCAGGAUGCAAGCCCUCCUCCUCUACCCUCUGCCAGCCUGCCGCCUUGGGCUUCUCCCCCGCUGAGCCAACCAUGUCGAGCCAGCACAGCCACCCCUCCUUCAACAUCAACUCCAUGGCCGAGCAGCAGCAGGUGCUGUCAGAUAUGACCAUACUGCAGAGGAGGAUUCCCCCGAGUUUCCGAGAUCCUGCAAGCGCCCCGCUGAGAAAGCUCUCUGUCGAUCUCAUCAAGACUUACAAGCACAUCAAUGAGGUGUACUACACUAAGAAGAAGCGGCGUGCUCAGCAGGUGCCCCCUGAGGACUCCAGCACCAAGAAGGAGCGCAAGGUCUACAAUGACGGCUACGAUGACGACAACUACGACUACAUCGUGAAGAACGGGGAGAAGUGGCUGGACCGCUACGAGAUCGACUCGCUCAUCGGCAAGGGCUCCUUUGGACAGGUGGUGAAAGCCUAUGACCACCACGAGCAGGAGUGGGUGGCCAUCAAGAUCAUCAAAAACAAGAAAGCCUUCCUGAACCAGGCCCAGAUUGAGCUGCGGCUGCUGGAGCUCAUGAACAAACACGACACAGAGAUGAAGUACUAUAUAGUCCACCUGAAGAGGCACUUCAUGUUCCGGAACCACCUGUGCCUGGUGUUCGAGCUUCUCUCCUACAACCUAUACGACCUCCUGCGCAACACCAACUUCCGCGGCGUCUCCCUCAACCUGACGCGCAAGUUCGCCCAGCAGCUGUGCACGGCGCUGCUCUUCCUGGCCACGCCCGAGCUCAGCAUCAUCCACUGCGACCUCAAGCCAGAGAACAUCCUGCUGUGCAACCCCAAGCGCAGCGCCAUCAAGAUCGUUGACUUUGGUAGCUCCUGUCAACUGGGCCAGAGGAUCUACCAGUACAUCCAGAGCCGCUUCUACCGGUCCCCAGAGGUGUUGCUGGGGAUGCCGUACGACCUGGCUAUAGACAUGUGGUCCCUGGGCUGCAUCCUGGUGGAGAUGCACACGGGAGAGCCACUGUUCAGUGGCUCCAACGAGGUGGACCAGAUGAAUAAGAUAGUGGAGGUGUUGGGAAUCCCUCCCAACCACAUGCUGGACCAGGCCCCCAAAGCGCGCAAGUACUUCGACAAGCUGUCCGACGGCCUGUGGACCGUCAAGAAGAACAAGGACAUUAAGAAGGAGUACAAGCCCCCAGCCACGCGGAGACUCCACGAGAUUCUGGGGGUGGAGACCGGGGGUCCGGGCGGGCGGCGGGCUGGGGAGCAGGGUCACGCCCCGUGCGACUACCUGAAGUUCAAGGACCUGAUCCUGCGCAUGCUCGACUACGACCCCAAGACGCGCAUCACGCCCUUCUACGCCCUGCAGCACAACUUCUUCAAGAAGACCACGGACGAGGGCACCAACACCAGCAGCUCCACGUCCACAAGCCCUGCCAUGGACCACAGCCACUCCACGUCCACCACCAGCUCCGUGUCUAGCUCGGGUGGAUCCAGCGGUUCUUCCAACGACAACCGAAAUUACCGGUACAGCAACCGGUACUACAACAGCGCAGUCACUCACACGGACUACGAGAUGCAGAGUCCUCAGGCUCCGUCUCAGCAGCAGUUGCGGUGGCCUGGCGGUGAGGCAGGCAGUGACCCCCAGUACCCCCAGCUGCUGCUCCACAAGCCGGCGGCCACGCAGCACUCGCGCCACUUCAUGGGCGGCGGGGGCAUGAUGGAGACGCACCACCCGCACCCCAUCUACGGCAGCCACCACAGCAACGGGCGCGGGCUGCGGCAGCCGCAGGGCCCACAGAACCAGCCGCAGGGCCAGAGCUCGCAGCCCGGCCAGCAGGGCGGCGCUCUCCUGCCCGUCUCGUCCCCGCAGAUGCAGGACAGCAUCGAGCUCAGCCUCACGCACCACCACCACCUGGGUCAGUCUUCCAUCCUGCAGCCGCCCCCACCGUCCAGCCUGGACUCCAGCCAGUACGGCUCCUCAAACCUCCACCUGGGCCUCUCCGCCUUUCGGACUAGGACGGUCAUGGGCGCUCAGCCCCCACAGGCCGCCUCCCAGCAACAGUUGGCCCAGACGCCGGCCUCUCAGGACAGCAUGGUAGCUGCCUCGGGCCUGGGCUACAUCCCCCCCUGCUACCCGGGCAGUAACAACAAUAACAACCCCCCCCAGGGCAGUGUGGGGGUGGGCGGCGGCCUGCUCACCGGGGGGCCUCCGCCUAGGGGAGUUGGGGGCGGAGGGGGGCGGCCCGAUUCCGAGGAGUCGGCCAUGAUGGGCGUGUGCAGCAGUGGAGGUGGCAGCGGUCAGAAUGCAGCCAACUCUUGAUAAAUCUUGAACAAAUUCCAAAAGCCAUACAAAAAGUUUUAAAGGAUAAAAAAACAUAACAAGGAUGAUCCAACACGCAUUACGGACGCAUAUAGUAACAAACACCUGACACACAGAUGACACAUACACACACUUGGCCACUCAUGACAGAAAUGCAGAGAUAAACUUGUGAAAUAUCAAAAGAUUUUUUUUUUUGUUUUGUUUGUUUAUUUUUUGUUUUGUUUUGCAUGGGAAGAAGUUGGAGGGAGGGGAAGUGGGGAGGAUUUGAGAACUUUUUUUUUAUUUUUUUUUUUUUUUUUUUUUUUUUUUUUCAGUUGAAUUUUUUUCCCCUUUUUUUCUGUUGAAAGAAUGGAGCAGAGGGCUGAAGUGGUUGGAAGUGAAAGUUUCAGAAAGUUUGUUUUUACAAUUAUUAUUAUUAUUAUUAUUAUUAUCAUUAUUAUUAUUAUUAGAUUUUAUGUGAUUUGAGGACAGGUUUGCAGCGAGAUUUCUGUUUUGAGGGUUUUUUGAGUGUGGGAAAUAGAGGGCUGAGGAAGGAUUGAUGUGAGAAACCGAAUGUGGUGCUUAAGAGAAAAGGCAAGAGAGAAAACCCUUUUUUUCGACUUAUGGUCUAGAAGUAAUUUUUACAUUUUUAAUUUAUUGAAAAUCACUACAUGCGGAGGGAAACAGAUUGGAAAAGAGUUCAAAUUUUGAGAGGAGGGUAUUUUUUUCUGGGGAUUAUUUAUUCUGUGAUUUUAAUUUAUACAGUUUAUAAUUUGUUAUCUUUUUUUUUUUUUGAGGGACAGAUGACACGCAUACACAAGACAAGUUAAACAAACUGGGAUUUUUGACUUUUUUUCCGUUCAGUAUGUCCCACUCCCCCCACUGUACCCCCCUACCCCUCUCAAACACACACAAGAGACACACACACACACACACACACACAUACACCCUCGACACAUAACAGAGAAAACACUUUUGUUACUUUUUUUAUGUUUCCAAUCUUCUCUCGCUUGACAACACUGGCUUAUAUAUCUCGAAACUUAUGAAACAAAAAACCAUACAAAUAAAGAGUAAAAAGCAAAUGACAAGCAAAGCGUAGUCACACCACAACGAGAGAGUGCCGUCUGGCGGAGGCUGAGACGCCAGCCGCUCCCAAGAGGAGAGGGGGAAACCGAACUCCCGCGUCACUGCUACGGAGGAAGUGAUGCGAGGAGCACGAAGAGGAGAAAAAGAAGAAAAAACACAUAAACAACAACAAAACAUUUUGCCAGAAGGAAAACCAAAAUGCUUCCCUGUUGUUUGUUUAAAAAUAGUCUGCCUUCUAACUUCGCCAUCUCAUCAGACUGUCUCUUGAUCUCUCCAUCUCUCUCUCUCUUACCCUCCUCUCACACACACACACGCGCUCUCUCUCUCUAGCCCUCUGUCUGUCUCUUGGGUUUUUUUUUUUUACUCGGAGUUAUUUGUUUUUUGUUUUUUUGACAGAAAACUCUGAAAAGUAACAUUUUUGUUUCUUGAUUAUUAUUAACUCGAGAUAUGCUAAGCCAAAUCUUGCUCACUCCCCUUCUCUCUCUGUCUUUUCUCAGCUGAUCUUUCUUAUCUUCCUCUGCCCCAUGUUUCUGUUUGAAGGAGGCGGUGGAGGGUCUGUGUUUCUUUUUUUUUCUUUCUGAUUUUGUUUUUGCAGGAGGAUGGAGUACAUAUAUAUGUGUGUAUAUGUUUCUAUAUACAUGAGGAGGGGAUGUCUCUCACCCCCUGAUCCCCCUGAUAAGCGCUCUCCCUCUGGCUCUGACUUCGCAUCUCUCCCUCCUGUUUUUCUCUUGCGCGUCUGUUCCCUCCCUCCUUCCUACUUCACAGCACUCUGUGAGUGCUGUGGGCCAUCAAGUCAGAAAAAAGUGAACUACUUCUCUCUCGGCUGCUAUCUCCACUCUCAACCAUGUUCGGAUUGCUGCUAAAGAAAAACAGACAGAUAAAUAAAUGAAAAAUAAAUAAAUAAAUAAAAAUGAAAACUUUUUAACCCUCCUGCUUCAGAAAAAAAUGGAAAAUAAACCACUGCAUCUCAUGUAUUUAUUACUAUUUAACAAGAAAAAAAAAGAAAAAAAUGAACCUGUGCCCUGCUUUGUCUUUUAUUUGGUUCCUUUUCUUGCUUUCAGGGAAAUCACUGCUUGUAUUCAUGUGACCUUUCCUCUUAACAAUGCUAUGUAUUUGACAUAGUGCCUGAAAAAAUGAGUGGGAGCAAUGCACAUGAAAGAUAACAAUUGGUCUUAUGAGAUAACUUUGUAUAUUUUACCAGGGUCAUUUUAACAUUUACCUGCCAUGCAACUGUAUGGCUAAAAUGUGAAGGUAUAUGUUUUUGUCCGAUUUUGUAUAUUGACACCAUGGGGGUAUCUCGUAUAACAGGGUUAUGAGUCCUACAGGCGCAUCUGAGGAAUAAAACUGGAAAUGGCACUUCUACCUAAAAUCCAUGUUCCAGGUUUACUCAGUGGCCAGGCCAAAAUGAAUCAGGUGCCCCUUCCCUAUUUUGAAUAAAAACAAGUAGAUAAACACAGAUUAAGUACCCUGUAUUUUUAGAUGUUAAGAUUUUCACAGGGAUCUUGCUUUUUAUUUUAUUUAUUUAUUUUUUUUUUUUAAUUAUUGGAUGUCCUCCAAAACAGAUCAUACACGUUUAUCAUCCUCUGUAGGACUAUACUAUGCAAUGGUUAAUACUGUUCUGCCCCAGUUUGAGAUGUACUAAGGAAGGGGAUGUCCCCUCUCCCCUCCCUUCCCCUCCCCUCAAGAGUUUAGUCUGUACGUUAUGACCUGUAAGAUUUAGAUGUGGUCCAACCAUGUAGGAACUGCCAAUCUGAAAGAGUGUUUAUGAAUUGCUAGUGAAUCUCGUAAUCCCCAUGGUGAGUGCACUUUAAGGAGGGAAAGAUGAAGGGGUGUAUCUACUGACGUCUGUCAACAAGAAACCUGCUUCUUCUGCCAUAGCAGUUGAUAAACGAUUGAGGUGAGCAUUUUGCUACAGUAGCCUACUUAAAUAGGAUGGGUAACUAGAGUAAACAGCUACAUUUAGGCCUUAACACUGGGCAAUUGCAUAAUGUUUUACAGAGUCUAUUAAAAAGUAUAGAGGUUUCAAACUGUAAACACCA
This is a messenger RNA of Alosa alosa (allis shad), 5991 nucleotides long. RefSeq names its product dual-specificity tyrosine-(Y)-phosphorylation regulated kinase 1B (gene dyrk1b). Gene Ontology annotation, molecular function: protein serine/threonine/tyrosine kinase activity; protein serine/threonine kinase activity; transcription coactivator activity. Gene Ontology annotation, cellular component: nucleus. Gene Ontology annotation, biological process: protein autophosphorylation; positive regulation of DNA-templated transcription; peptidyl-threonine phosphorylation. The record is from RefSeq and is a predicted model, not a curated record. Lineage: Eukaryota; Metazoa; Chordata; Actinopteri; Clupeiformes; Clupeidae.